This is a messenger RNA of Erigeron canadensis, 2541 nucleotides long. Its product is annotated as phosphatidylinositol-3-phosphatase myotubularin-1. Gene Ontology annotation, biological process: dephosphorylation. NCBI's taxonomy places the organism in Eukaryota, Viridiplantae, Streptophyta, Magnoliopsida, Asterales, Asteraceae. Bases 1 to 2490 code for a protein of 829 amino acids. The record is from RefSeq and is a predicted model, not a curated record. The transcript is spliced from 18 exons. Gene Ontology annotation, molecular function: phosphatase activity.
AUGGCGAUGCCAAAUGCACGAAGGUCGUCUUCUUUUGGUGACGCGGAAACCGAUAUAUCGGAAACAAUGAAAGAGAAAUGUAACGACUUUGACGCUGGUGACUGGACCAUCGAUGACGAUGUCGAUGGGCAUGCUGUUCUUGUUAACACUGAUGAAGAAGGUACCGUGUUUGUGACCAAUUUUCGACUUCUUUUUUUGAGUGAAGGUUCUAGAGAUAUUAUCGCAUUAGGAACGAUACCAUUGGCUACCAUUGAAAAGUUUAACAGGAUUGUUGUUAAGCAAGGUACUCGGCAGUUUGACAAUGCACCUACACGCAGGCUUCUUCAGGUCUUCGGCAAGGAUAUGAGAAUAAUCAUAUAUGCAUUCCGUCCCCGGACUAAACAGAGACGUGCUAUUUUUGAUGCGUUAAUGAGGUGGGCAAGGCCUACUAGACUCUGGGAUCUUUAUGCUUUUAGUAGUGGUCCUUCCAGAGACAGUAACACAAAUCCUAAAGUGAGACUACUGAAUGAGUACUUCCGGCUUCUUGGUAUGGGAUCACUUGAGUCAUCUAUUGGCAACAUAGAAGACGGUUCCUUCAAGUUAUCUAAUGAUUGGUGGAGGAUCAGUGAUGCCAAUGCAAGUUAUAACAUGUGUACAACUUACCCAUUUGCUUUGCUAGUUCCAAAAGCUAUCAGAGAUACAGAUCUGCUGAAAGCUUGUGCAUUUCGUGCACGUUGUAGACUACCUGUAAUAUCAUGGUGUGAUAUACGCAGUGGAGCUGUCCUUGCUAGGUCAUCCCAACCAUUGGUUGGUCUUAUGAUGAAUAUGAGGAGCAAUGCUGAUGAGAAUCUGGUUGGUGCUUUUUGUACUCGAUUUUCUAGUGGACAACAACUACAUAGGAAGUUAUAUAUAGCGGAUGCAAGACCAAGGAAAAAUGCUCUGGCAAACAGCGCAAUGGGUGGGGGUUCAGAGUCUUCAGUUAAUUAUUUUCAGUGUGAGAUUGUAUUCUUUGGGAUAGACAAUAUACAUGGUAUGAGAGAAAGUCUUGUUCGUCUCAGAGACUACUUGGAUACACAUGGAACCAAAUCAUCGGAUGGAAUGUCUUCAUUUUUGAGAAAUGGUGGAUGGACAUGGGGUGGAGGUAAUCUUAGCAGUAUGUCUGCUUCAGUAUCAACCCUUGGUGAUAGUGGUUGGUUAAUACAUAUUCACAAUGUGUUGGCUGGUUCUGCUUGGAUUGCUGCUCGUGUUGCCUUAGAGUCGGCAUCAAUACUUGUUCAUUGCAGUGAUGGAUGGGACAGAACAAGCCAGUUAGUCGCCCUCGCAAGUUUAUUACUUGAUCCAUAUUAUCGCACCAUUAAAGGAUUUCAGGCUCUUGUUGAAAAAGAUUGGCUUGCAUUUGGUCAUCCAUUUUCAGACAGAGCUGGAAUGCCAAGUUUCUCCGGGAGUGACAAUAUGCCUUUAGAACUUUCCAGACAUUCUUCGAGUCCAAACAUCUUAUCAUCAUCAUCCAUGCGUCAGUCACCAGGGUCAUUUACACCUCAAUCUCUAGCCUCCUCUAAUGCACAUCAUUCAAACAAUUAUUCUCCAAUAUUUCUUCAGUGGGUCGAUUGUGUUGCACAACUAUUACGGAUGUACCCUUUUGCAUUUGAGUUCUCCUCUACUUUUUUGGUUGAUUUUCUGGAUGGUGUGCUUUCAUGUCGGUUUGGAAACUUCUUGUGCAACAAUGAGAAUGAAAGAGAAAGAGCUGGUGUUUUUGAGACAUCUGAAUGCUUGUGGGUGUAUUUGGCUGACAUGCGUGCAUCAGAGGGAAGUUCUCACGCACACUACAACAUAUUUUACGAUCCGUCCAGACAUGAUGGUCCAUUAUUACCACCAGCUGCAGCUUUGGCUCCAACGUUAUGGCCUCAAUUCCAUCUUCGUUGGUCAUGUCCUUCAGAAUCUCAAUCCAGUCAGGUUGAAACCCAAUGCAGAAAUUGGAUGGAGAAGUACACCGAACUGCAAAAGGCAAAAGAUUUAGCCGAGAGUAAUGCCAGAGAAAUAAUGACAACAGUGGAGUCCUUGACUGCUGAUCUCCUUAUUGAGAGCCAGGCCAGCAACUCAGUCAUGGCUUUAGCUAGAAAAGCAAAUAUGGAAAACUCUUGUAUAAAACGAGCAAUCGGAUCACUUGGAUGUAUAGUUCAUGUUUCAGAAGCAGAUGACAUUGCAGACUAUCCAGCUGAAAAGGUGGACAUAACUUCUCCAACUCGAGAAACAGUAGAUAGUGGAGACACAUAUGAGAAAGAGACAGAUUUGUGUGUCUCUAUUUUGGUAACUGCAGAUACCAGUGAAACUUCUGGGAACCUGACCGAUUACAUUUGUGAGUCUUGGUGUCCACUAUGGGCACCAGAUGGAGGUUGUAGGUGGCCUAAUGCAGGUUGUGCUCGAAUUAGGAACGAAUUUAUAGGCGUGAAAGCUAAUUUUGAUGCUUUUGACAAGUUAUCAAUACAUGAUAGUUACUUUCAGCCCGAAUAACAAAAACUGCAAAAAUGCAACAUAGGUAAUCAACACAAGGUUUUAGCUUAA